CAGCCGUUCUCAUGCUGAAUAAAGACUCCAGUGUCGUGUUUUUAUCCUUCUCUUUUAUCUGUCAACUUUUUCACUGUGGCUGUGUAGCUUGCCUUAAGAGAAAACACGGACAAAUAACACUCAGAAGAAGACAAGACGUCGAACUAAACGGCCAGUGACAAAUUUUUCUGUGGGAAAUGGAAUAAAACCAACUUUCCACGACGACCGAAAAAGGAGCUUCGCUGGGGAGCUUGGCUGUUACAUAACAGCAGAGGACUGUCUUUUUUAAAGUCGUGGCCGAUUGAAUCUGACGUUGUUCUCGAAGCAAACAGCGCGGACAGAGAGAGAGAGGAGUAGAGAGAGGGGGAUUAGAGAGAGAGAGAGAGAGAGAGUUCAGCACAGUGCUGCGCUGGAAGCACGGAGUUGGCUGAAGAGAAGGAUAUAGCUAUCCGCCUGAAACAUGGCUCGUCUCUGCUGUUCACUUUGCUCAGCUCCUCCGCUAACUCGAGUUUAAUCUCCUGUCAGGAAAACUUCAAAAUGGAAGCGCUCACUUUCCUCGUGCGGCUCCUCGCGCUGUUCGUCGGCGGGAAGCAGUUGGUCAGGGCCAUGCUGAGUGACAUUGGUGACUAUGUAGGUACAGACAUUGAGAUAUCCUGGUUGCCUAAUCUGGAUGACUUAAUGAAAGGCUAUGCUCGAAACUUUCGGCCGGGGAUAGGAGGACCUCCAGUGAAUGUGGCCAUGGCUAUUGAAGUAGCUAGCAUUGACCAUAUCUCAGAAGCCAACAUGGAAUACACCAUGACAGUGUUUUUGCGUCAGAGUUGGCGAGACGACCGUCUGUCUUACAACCACACGAACAAGACCCUGGGGCUGGACAGCCGUUUUGUAGAUAAACUCUGGCUACCAGACACGUUCAUCGUCAAUGCCAAGUCAGCCUGGUUCCAUGACGUCACUGUGGAGAACAAGCUCAUACGCCUGCAACCUGACGGGGUCAUCCUCUACAGCAGCCGAAUCACAUCAACAGUGGCCUGUGACAUGGACCUUACCAAGUACCCCAUGGAUGAACAGGAAUGUAUGCUGGACCUUGAGAGCUAUGGCUACUCUUCAGAGGACAUUGUUUAUCACUGGUCAGAGAGUCAGAAGUACAUCCAUGGGCUGGACAAACUGGAGCUGUCCCAGUUCACUAUUACAGACUACCGCUUUGUGACUGAGAUGAUGAACUUCAAAUCAGCUGGGCGAUUUCCUCGUCUCAGUUUACGUUUCCAGCUGAGGCGUAACCGAGGAGUUUACAUCAUCCAAUCAUACAUGCCCUCCAUCCUAUUGGUUGCCAUGUCCUGGGUGUCCUUCUGGAUCAGCCAGUCAGCUGUGCCUGCAAGGGUAACUCUAGGGAUCACCACGGUUCUCACCAUGACAACGCUGAUGGUCAGUGCUCGCUCCUCGUUGCCCCGCGCCUCCGCCAUAAAAGCCCUGGACGUCUAUUUCUGGAUCUGUUAUGUGUUUGUGUUCGCCGCCCUGAUUGAGUAUGCCUUCGCCCACUACAACGCCGAUUACAGCAAGAAGGAGAAAGCCAAGGUCAAGUCAAACAAGAGUGCAGAGUCCAUGGUGAAGAACGGCAAGCAGGCCAUGGUCCUCUUCUCCCUGUCGGUGACGGGCAUGAACCAGGGUCUCCUGAUCUCCAGGCAGAACCGAGCGCAGCGUCCUGCAGAGACACCAGCGGAGCCGCAGGAAGAGGCCGAGACACGCAGUGCCCAUGUGCGCCGGGCUGAGCGAGAGAGCAGCCAGGAGAAGAAGUGCUGCAAGUGCAAACCCAUCGACGCCGACACCAUUGACAUCUACGCCCGUGCUGUCUUCCCUUUCACCUUCGCCGUCGUCAACGUCAUCUACUGGGUGGCUUAUACCAUGUGACUUCCAGAUGCUUCAGCGCUGACUGCAUGUAUAUAGAUCAGCAAAGCAAAGUGGUGCCAAAACCAUGUGAUAAUGGACAUUUUUAUGCCAUUGGAUUACCAGGGGGAUCAAACUGUGGGAUUGUUGGAACUGAUGGAUUUUAAUGUACUUUUAAUAUGGAAAAAUGCUGCUUGUUUCAAGUGGAUGUUCUGCAGUUGGACUGGGUGAUGAGAACCACACUUUGUCCCAGUUUCUCAGAUUCAUGCUGGAGGAAUAUGUGGAACUGCUUUAUAUUAUGAACUUUGGAACUCGCCUUUGCAUCCCUACUUAGUUUCCCUUUAUGUGUUGCUAUUUUUUGUGUUAUGUUGCAGUUGGUACUGACCUCGUCUCUACAACCUCUAACUUUCUUUCAGUCCAGCCUUGCAGUAGAAAUGUCUACUCAUAACUGGGAUGAUGAAAUCGACAGACAACGUUGCAUGACAGCUAUAGUAUGAUUUUGUUAGUAGCCCAUUCCUGUUCCUCUUCUUCUUCUCCCCUUACCAUGCCUGUCUUUGAAUGGCGGGUACAUGAUAGGAAUCGACCAACAUCCGGUUAGCAAUUGACUAGUUUAUUUUCAUUUUGGCUGUUCUGUGUUAUGAUUUUAAGAGAUAAAUAGUGUGAGCCAGUGCACUCUCAUUGGAUUAGAACACUUUAUGCUAUACAGCACUGUGCAAAGUCACAGACAGCCCUUCAUUUAUUUAAUUUCCAGUCAAAAUAGACAUUAAGUUAUUCAUUAAGUUUGCCAUUUUGACUGGAAAUUAAAUAAAUUACAUUAAAUAAUUGAAGGGUGGUCUCUUAGUUGUGCACAGUACUAUCCUGCCAAGAAUUCAGCUGUUUAAAUGUCUUUCAGAAUGGUUGAAGAUGAUGUUAAGCCAUCUGUAAUCUGUCUGCAGUGAAAAAUGUAUCCAGUUCUAAACGGAAGCCUUUUGAAGAGCACAGGUUAAACAAUGAACCUGUUGUAGUUUGAAUGUAAUGGACCCAGAAAACCUUAGGCCUAUAUUCUCUCAGUGAACCAAGCCAUAUAUUAUAAACUUUUAUUAGUGUUAUGAUGCAUGUGAGUAUUCAUAAUGUAAUCCUAGGUAGCAUAUUCUAGAUUUAUCAUAAAUAAAAUGUAUUUCUACACAAAGUUUUAGGUUCCAAAGUGGCCAGCGGACAUGGAAAUCUCCUGUUCUCAGUUCCUCCAAGUAUUAGUGUGCAUUUUAUGGUAAGCUUUCAAAAAAAUGGGCCAGCUUUUUCCUUACGUACCUCUGCUGUUAGAGGGCUCCAAAUAAUUAAAUGACAAGAGUGAAGAGAAAAUUGUACAGUGGAUUAUACAAAGGCAUUAACUGCUGCAAUAAACUGGAGAAUGAUGAAAAAGACAGAAACAU
Colossoma macropomum (tambaqui) is the source of this 3266-nucleotide messenger RNA. It is a transcript of the gene gabrd, whose product is annotated as gamma-aminobutyric acid type A receptor subunit delta. Bases 517 to 1881 code for a protein of 454 amino acids. Gene Ontology annotation, cellular component: membrane; GABA-A receptor complex; neuron projection. The transcript has 9 exons. Gene Ontology annotation, molecular function: GABA-A receptor activity; extracellular ligand-gated monoatomic ion channel activity; neurotransmitter receptor activity. Gene Ontology annotation, biological process: signal transduction; regulation of membrane potential; chemical synaptic transmission. The record is from RefSeq and is a predicted model, not a curated record. Lineage: Eukaryota; Metazoa; Chordata; Actinopteri; Characiformes; Serrasalmidae.